CAUCUGUGCGUGGAAGACAAGUCUUCUGCUACCAUCAGCCACUCAGAGCUUCAAACAAGCUUCGAGUGCGUCGCUCACUUAAUCAGGAUUCUAACCUGCUCCCAAAACCUUAACCAUGAGGACAUACGUAUGGAUUUACCAGACUUUGCUGUGUGUUCUGCUCACUACUGUGGAUACAGGUUGCUGCAGAAAGCCUCGUCAGUUAUUACAGAGGUAUGAAAAAACUGAAAGCCAUAUGCUGGUUUGUACAGACUGUCCUCAACUUCCAUUGAUACGAAACAGCAACUCGGAGGAACGCUGCGCCCGGAAAUGCAAAGUCAAGAAAAACUUCAGCUGCAGGGGUUUUAACUAUCAACGGCACAGCAAGAAAUGCCACUUGCUUCCUUAUGACCGUUUCACCAACAAUGUGCAGAAGCAGGCCAAUGUCAGCUUUACGCUAUAUGAAAAAAAAGAUUACAUAAGGGAGUGUAUCAUCGGCACCAAGGACAACUACAGAGGGAGAAGGUCUUGGACAAAGUCAAACAUCACUUGCCAAGCUUGGUCAGAUAAUAACAUCAAUGAGCACACGUUUUAUCCAGAUAGGUACCCAACACAAGACCUGAGGGAGAACUUCUGUCGGAAUCCUAACAAUGAUCCUGGUGGUCCAUGGUGCUACACCACAGAUCCCAAUGUACGAGCUGAGGAGUGUGGCAUUCCGCAGUGUUCAGAAGAAGUCUGCAUGACAUGCAAUGGGGAGGAUUAUCGGGGCAAAGUGGAUCAUACAGAGAGUGGCAAGGAGUGCCAGAGAUGGGACUCAGCAAGGCCUCACCAACACCCCUUCCAGCCCAAAAAGUAUCGGGACAAAGAUUUAAAGGACAACUACUGUAGAAACCCAAAUAAUCGCCUCCGUCCUUGGUGUUACACCAUGGAUCCCAAAACUCCAUGGGAGUACUGUAACAUCACUGUGUGUGAUUCCGACCCUAGCGAGGACUCUGAUGUCAACAUAACAACGUCGUGCGUCCAAGGAAAGGGCGCAGACUACCAAGGCACAAUGAAUGUCACUCCAGAGGGUGUGACAUGUCAGCGCUGGGACUCUCAGUUCCCACAUAGUCACUCCUUCCUUCAACAGAACUACAAAUGCAAAGACCUCAGAGAGAAUUACUGUCGUAAUCCUGAUGGUGCAGAUUACCCAUGGUGCUUCACUACAAACCCUAAUCAGAGGAUAGCCAAAUGCACCCACAUCCCCAGAUGUGAUGCAGAGGACACACAAAAAACAGAGUGUUAUGAAGACAAUGGAGAGACAUAUCGGGGAACUUUAUCCACAACUCGAUCAGGGAUUCCCUGUGCGGACUGGUCACAUCACAUAAACAGUGGGGAUUCUCACUCUACAGUGUCCCAUGUAGGGCUGGAGAAAAACUACUGCCGGAACCCCGAUCGGGACAAGCAUGGCCCCUGGUGUUACACCAGUCCAAAUAACCGAUUGACCUGGGACUACUGUAAACUGAAGCACUGUGAAUCAGCUACAAAGGCUCCUCAAACAAACACUCAAACUAGGUCCAAGAUAUCAUGCUUUGUGCAUAUAAACACCAGAAUAGUUGGUGGACAUCAAGUGCGAGGGACAGAUGGCAGCUGGGUUGUAAGCAUCCAAAGACAGAAGGUUCAUUUGUGUGGUGGCUCACUAAUCAGAGAAGACUGGGUUUUGACAGACCAGCAGUGCUUCACCUCCUGUGUUCCAGAUCUCAGGGAUUACAGCGUUCAGGUCGGCCUGCGCCAUCUCAAUGAGUCUUCAAGCCGACCACGACUACGAAUCUCUCACCUGAUCUGUGGCCCAGACGGAUCCAACCUAGUCAUGUUGAAACUAGCAGAUCCUGCCCCUGUGUCUGAAGGUGCCUCCACCAUUCAUCUACCAGUGAAAGAGUGUCACAUCCCUGAGGGCAGCAACUGCACCAUGUAUGGAUGGGGGGAAACCAAAAAUGCUGGAUAUGAUGAAGCCCUGAACACUGUAAUCAUGCCAAUGGUCAACAAUGACAUGUGCUCACAAAUCAAAGAAGAUGCCGGUGAAAGCAGAGUAUGUGCUGGCGGCAAACGGGGAGAAGGCGUAUGCGAUAGGGACUACGGUGGUCCACUGGUUUGCCAGGAACAUGAGCGCAAAGUCAUAACUGGUGUGAGCAUUCAAAGGACAAAAUGUGCUUCCUCACAGCCUGCGCUUUUUGUUAAUGUUGCUUUCUACUCAGAGUGGAUAUACAAAGUGUUCAAACUUUACCCAAGUGUGGAAAGGAACUGAUGGAGUGGUGUGAAAAACAACCCCACAGAGGACUACCAGAGCUCGCAAGAGCAGGUGGGGCAACUUGGGCCAAAGAAGACUUCUCCGACAUGGAUUAUUGUGUGGCAUACAGAGAGUGACUGUAUAAUAAGUGGCCAACUGGGAUUUUGUGUCUAAAUCUGUCAUUUUAUACAGAUGGCAUAAAGUAGAAAUUGGAGAUUGAAUGUACCUAAUGGGUUCUCAUCCAUUCUUCCAUUUUACAAAUGAGGAGCUCGUGGUAUUGUAGCUCAAUACCAUUUUCCAAACCAAAGUCUUGUGCACAUAGAUGGCGUACUAAUUGUUUUUUGACAUGUUCAGAAUUUCUGAAGCCAUGCGAACAAAGAUAGUGAGGAGGACACUUGUGAUUCAGUAUUAUCUCCUGGAAUAUACUUGAACCAAAUCCUUGGUGGUUUUCACUUAGGGUAGCCUUCAGUGAUUGGGAAUUGUUUUCUUUUUUUUUUUUCUUUUUUUUGUAUUGAGCUGGACUGCAAAAUGUGGCUUUUUACCUUAAACACAAGCGAUGUGGACAGAAAGAAAUGUUGCCUUAACAGCAAAAAAAAAAGAAAAAGAGAUACUAACCUGGUAUUAGGAUACUUUACAAAUAUCACACAAAGUAAAGGUGUCCAUAAAAAGAAAAUAUAUGCAUAAAAAUGUCAUUACAAACUCCCUGUUAAGUUCCCUUUGAGAAAAUAGACUUUCAACCCGGCAGCACUAAUUGUGAGCAGUAGCUGAACUACCUUUUCCCAAGUUAGUUGUAACUGUUAGUUUCCCCCAUGAGAGGGUCUAAGUAGGACUGAGCAAACUGCUCCCCAUCUUAUGCUAAUAUUUGUAGCAUGAGAGAAAGAAGAGCCAUGCCAAAUAUAACAUGGCUAUUUGGUCUCCAGUUUGGAGGGAACUGUGGCCCCAGGCGGGCUGUGUGUGGUCAGUAGGAUCUUUUUUUUUUUUUUCAUGGAAAGUGAUUCUGUGUGUGGAUACCUGCAGAUUUGUUACGUUUCUGCUGUGUUGUAUAAUUUUAUAGGUCUUAUAGAUCUGCAAUGUUUUCGGGUCACUUGGUAAAUGUUAGAUUGGCUUCUUUGUGCUUAUGAAUAUGUUUAAUAUUUAAAGAGACUGGUUGCUUGUAAGUAAUGUAUAUUUAUUUUUCUAAAUGAAAAGAUGUUCAAAAAAUGAAUUCAUAAUUCCACGUGAUAUUUAGGUGGUAGUUUCUUGUUUCAGAAAAUUAUAGACCAAGUCUGACAAUAAGUAUAUGCCUCACAUGGGCAAACUUUAAAAUCAAGGAUCUUUGUUUUAGGGUGUAAAUAUGAAUCCGGAGGAGGAGGAGGAGGGUAUUUUUAUUAAGGCAAUGAUAGUUGAAAUGGGGUGGAGGGGACUGGAGACUAUCCCAGCUGUCAUAGGGGGAGAGGUGAGGUACACUCUGGACAGGUCACCAGUCUAUCACAGAGCUAACAACAGAGACAGACUACCAUGAUGUAAGCUGCUCGGCUGCUGUUCAGCCGCUCCCUUACCCGGGGUCAGUACAGCGGAUGAAUCUGCGUAUUUGAUUUGGCAGAGUUUUGUGUCCUUCCUGACACAACCCUCCCAGGGAUUUGUGUCUCCUCCCGGCCUGAAACUGGUGCUCUUUUGUCUGUUAGGUGAAUGCGCUAGCCACUACACUCAUUUUUGCUAACACUAAUCUCAGUUAUUAAUGGUAAUUCAUGCAUUGCAAUAAAUGAAAUGAACAAAAUCAUUAGGGGGAAAAAAAAAAUCACUACAUGACAAAUUAGAACAUAUUUGGCUUUCGACACUUUCAGCUUCGCUUUAUACAGAUUAGAAAAAGUAAAUAUGUGCUUUGCUUACAAGAAUCUGAUUCCCACAAUUUCAGAAGUGGCCCUGUGUUUCUCAGUUAUCAAUUGCAACGAAGCCUACUGGGAUUUUUGUGAAUGUUGCUCAAAUUUAAGAUAACUGCUGCGAUUAUAAUGUUGGAAACAGCAGAGUGGGGAAAAAAAAUGAUAUAAUUGGCUGUAAGUCAAUGGAUUUUAUGUUCCAAACAGUGAGUGAGUCAUUUGGUCAGGAUUCAUAUUAAUUCUUUUAAAGAAACAAACUAUAUUCAGUGUCAUUGUGUCAGAGCAGUCCUUUAAGAGUCUCACACAGGUUUACAAUCGAAAUGAAGGUCUGUGAAAUGGCUUCGUUAAAGGUGAUUAAACAGAUUAAAACCAAUACUUAUGUGGCAGAUCGUGUGUUUGUAUUGUAAAUGGAUCCGUUUUCUUGUCACCACGCUCUUAAGAUUGUUGCUGUUAUUUAAUUUUCCUUAAUAUAAGCCACUUACAUUCUGUAAAUUACAAUUUGUAAUUUUUGUAAAUAUCACACCUGAGUAUUUUUAUUUCUCGAUCAUUCUGUUCAUAUGUUUGUAUACUGUAAACUUUAAAUAUAACGGCUGCUAUUUUGUGUUAGUGAUUUGUUUUAUAUUGGUGAACUUUUCUGAAU
Molecule: messenger RNA, 4741 nt
Organism: Archocentrus centrarchus (flier cichlid)
Lineage: Eukaryota; Metazoa; Chordata; Actinopteri; Cichliformes; Cichlidae
Gene: hgfa
Product: hepatocyte growth factor a
Exons: 18
Coding region: 116-2263 (715 amino acids)
Biological process (GO): proteolysis
Molecular function (GO): serine-type endopeptidase activity
Source: RefSeq, a predicted model, not a curated record